UCUGUCCCAGAGUCAUGGAGGACAGGAGGCCACAGAAGUCAUGUGAAGAAGCCAUUGGGUCAUUAGUGAAAAAGGAAUAUGAGAAUGCGGUGGCCCACAGUACAGAGGCCCUGUUGGCCUUGGGGCAUCAACCCCCUUGCCCAGGCACAACAGCCCUCCUUAACCGGGCCCUGCUCUACAGGAUAGCAGCCCUCCUCCAGCUGAAAAACUAUGAUCAAGCAGAUGAGGACUGUAAGCGUGUCCUGGCUGAGGAGCCAACUAAAGGCGACUGCAGUUUCAAGGCUGUUCUGCAGAGCAUGGUGGUGGAUGGCAGCCUUCAGGAGAUCUACAGGGUCCUCUCCAAGGCACUGUGUGGGGAGCCACUGAAUGGAAUUAUGACAAAGGACAUGACAAGGUUGAAAAUGCUCCUUUCUGAAGUUGAGGCCGCAAGUGUUGAGAUGACAUCUGACUUCACGGAGGAGAACGACGAGGAUGUUCAAGAGGGCUGGCGGUUUCGUCCUCCUCCUCGAGGAGUCACCAGUAGUGAGGAGUACACAUUGUGUAAAAGGUUUCUGGAGCAGGGACUCUGCCGGUACGGGGCUCAGUGCACUUCGGCUCACUCUCAGGAGGAGUUAACGGAGUGGCAGCGCCGCUACGCUUCUAGACUCAUCCGCCUCAAGCAGCAACAGGAGAGCAGGCAUUUCACCGAAAAUUACAUUGAAGCUCUCAUUGAGAAAUGGAUCAACUCCCUCACCCCUGAGAGAGUGCUUAACGACUGUUUGGAGGGAGUGACUGUAGAACACAGCUCAGAUCUCUCGGUCACCGUCACCACCAAGAAAUCAUCUCACUCUUGGAAAUUCUCCCUCUACUGCAAGCCUCCCCGCACCCUUCACCGAAUCGCCCUGCUCUAUGACGCCAACCGGCCGCAUUUCUCCAUCACGGCCGUGUCAGCCGGUGACACCUCAACUCAGGUCCCACAGGAGGUGUCUGAGGGCGGGUGCCAGGAGUGGAGCAGCGGGGCAGAGUUGGUCCAGAAUGGCCUGGACCACUGCCUCUACACCGUGGUGGUGUCCUUCAGCACAGAGAUCUUUGGCACAUUUCGUCAGACGGUCGUCUUUGAUUUCGGCUCCGAGCCCAUCCUCAUGCAGAGGGUUAUGGUGGAUGCCGCCUCUAUCGAGGAUUUGGAACACUUAAUGCAGGCCCGACAGCAGCUCCUGAAUACUGCCAAGCGCUGGGAUUCGUCCUGUAAGACGAUUGUGGAAUUUGAGCCCAACGAGACAACGGAGCUGGAGCGCAGCCUGCUGAGCCGGUACCAGAUCCCCCUGUCGGCCGACCAGCUCUUCACCCAGUCUGUCCUGGACAAAACCUUGACCCGGGAUAACUACCAGUCCCGCCUUCAUGACCUGCUCUACAUCGAAGAGAUCGCGCAGUAUAAAGAAGUUAGCAAGUUCAACAUUAAGGUUAACCUCCAGCUGGUCAACAGCUUCAUGUUGACAGGCAUCUCUGGGGGUGCCAAGUACGCCCAGAAUGGGCAGCUGUUUGCCCGCUUCAAGCUGACGGAGACGCUGUCGGAAGACACGCUGGCAGGACGACUGGUGAUGUCCAAGGUUAACUCUGUGCUGCUCCUGCCCGUCCCCAAGGAUCGGCUAGGCCAGGGGCAGCCUGCAAGCACCAAGGAGAAAGUGUACGAGGCCCUGAUCGAAGAGAAGACCAAGGAUUACAUCUUCCUACGCAUCUGUAGAGACUGCUGUGAUGAACUUAACCUGGUGCCGGACAGAGAGUUGCAGGUGGAGCUUCAGUUCCAGCUGAACCGGCUUCCUCUGUGCGAGAUGCACUACGCUCUGGACCGCAUCAAAGACAACGGCAUCCUUUUCCCUGACGUCAGUCUCACCCCCACCAUCCCCUGGAGCCCCAACCGGCAGUGGGACGAGCAGUUGGACCCACGUCUGAACGCUAAACAGAAGGAGGCCAUUUUGGCCAUCACCACCCCUCUCUCCAUCCAGCUGCCCCCCGUGCUCAUCAUCGGGCCCUACGGCACAGGCAAAACCUUCACCCUGGCCCAGGCCGUCAAGCACAUCCUCAAACAGCCCGACACAAGGGUCCUCAUUUGCACCCAUUCAAACAGUGCUGCUGACCUGUAUAUCAAAGACUAUCUUCACCCAUACGUGGAGGCAGGCAACGCGCACGCCAGACCGCUCAGGAUUUACUUCAGGAACCGUUGGGUAAAGACGGUACACCAGGUCGUACAGCAGUACUGCCUCAUCUCCAGCACCUCCUUCACUUUCGAGAUGCCUACUCGACAGGACGUGGAAAAUCAUCGGGUCGUCGUGGUAACACUCAGCACCUCUCAGUACCUCUGCCAGCUGGAUCUGGAGCCAGGGCUUUUCACGCACAUCCUGCUGGAUGAGGCUGCCCAAGCCAUGGAGUGUGAGACCAUCAUGCCUCUAGCAUUGGCCAAUCGAAGCACCAGAAUUGUGCUGGCAGGAGACCACAUGCAGCUUAGUCCGUUUGUGUACAGUGAGUUUGCACGAGAGAGGAACCUGCACGUCUCUCUGUUGGACCGCCUGUACGAACACUAUCCUGCCGAAUACCCCUGCCGGAUCCUUCUGUGCGAAAACUACCGCUCCCAUGAGGCAAUCAUCAACUACACGUCGGAGCUGUUCUACGAGGGCAAACUGAUGGCCAGCGGGAAGCAGCCCCCCCACAAAGACUUCUACCCCCUGACCUUCUUCACAGCGAGAGGCGAGGACGUCCAGGAGAAGAACAGCACCGCUUACUUCAACAACGCAGAGGUGUUUGAGAUCGUGGAGCGGGUGGAGGAGAUGAGGAAGAAGUGGCCGGUGGCCUGGGGGAAGCUGGACGAGGGGAGCAUCGGCGUGGUCUCCCCUUACGCCGACCAGGUCUUACGCAUCCGAAUCGAGCUACGCAAGAGGAGAAUGCCCGAAGUCAGCGUAGAGAGAGUACUCAAUGUUCAAGGUAAGCAGUUCCGUGUCCUGUUCCUGAGUACGGUUCGCACGCGACACACCUGCAAGCACAAGCAGACUGCCAUUAAGAGAAAAGAACAAUUGGUAGAAGACUCCACAGAGGACCUGGACUACGGCUUCUUGUCCAACUACAAAUUGCUCAACACCGCCAUUACCCGUGCCCAGUCCCUGGUAGCCGUGGUGGGAGACCCCAUAGCUCUCUGUUCAGUGGGCCGCUGCAGGAAGUUUUGGGAAACCUUUAUCUCCAUCUGCCAUGAGAAUCACAGUCUGCAUGGCAUCACCUUUGAGCAGAUCAAAGCUCAGUUGGAGGCUCUGGAGCUGAAGAAGACCUACGUGCUGAAUCCUCUCGCCCCAGAGUUCAUCCCGCGCGCCCUACGCCCACAACACCCACAAGGACAAAGCAAACACCAGCAUUCCCCUCCCAAGGCGAAAGGACAGCUUGCGAAUCACACGGAGCACUUCCCCCCUGAAGGAUUCGUUCAGCCCAAUGCUGCAGUGCUGAUGGGGAACCCUAUUCAGGCUUUUACCCCUCCAGGUGGAGGAGCUCCAGCUUCAGGCAAAUCCCCCAGUCCUGUCCAGAGGAUUGACCCCCACACGGGCACGAGCAUCCUCUAUGUGCCCGCUGUCUACGGGGGUAACGUGGUGAUGCCCAUGCCCCUACCAUUACCAUGGCCAGGUUAUCAGAAUCGCUUUGCCAUGGACCCACGCAUUAUGAGUCACCAGGCGGCCAUGGCCUAUAACCUGAACCUGCGACAGCCCAGUCGGGCCUCUCCCGUACUCUAUGGCCUAGGACACCCUUCUCCCCUCAGCCUCAACCAGCAGCCAGCCCCCGACAAAGAGCCGCCGCAGGACAACAGCGGCAACGGGAAAAUCGACGUUAAUGGCAGAAUGGAGCACAGCCGAAUGCUGACGCCAGAGAGGAAAGCCCAGGAGCUGAAAGACAAACAGGGAGAUGUUGACUCAGUCCAGAAUAAGAGCCCAGAGCCUCAGGCUGGGUUGGGUUUCCCUGCCAACCGGCUCCUAAGGAAGGACAAUCCUACUCAGAGACCUCUCAACUUCCACCUGGUGCCCCCCCAUCCCAACUUCCCUCCUCACCAUGGCAACAGUCAAUUCCCUCCACCCCAGUUUGGGCUCGCCCGACCUCCCCUACGUGUUCAGCCUCAGCACCCAGGCCAGGUCCACCCUCAACACCAGCAAAUGUCCUCCAACUUUCCUCCGCCUGCCGGCAUAAACCCCUCUUUCUACAGCGGCCCUCCACUGCCUGCUCGUGGGCUGCAGUCUCCCGGCCUGGAGGCUCUGGAUGGCGGGGAGCUGGGAGUGUCUGCUGGGCCUAACGCGGUGCCCGAGGAGAUGAAGAGUGUGGUCAGAGGUCUUCCUCCGCAUCAACAGCCUACAGCCCAGCCGCAGCAACACCAUCAGCCCAUGCGCCUCAACAGCUUUGGGGAGGAGAGCCUGGACUCUCUGCUGGGAGACACUCUGGACGGUCCAGGCUCGUCUGGAUUGGAGGCUUUGGCUCCGCAGCCUCGGCUCAGCCAGUGGGGAGAAUACAGUCAUUUUCUCCAGAGUGGAGUGGCCUUCCCUCUGGCCCAGCAGCUGGCCCACCUCGGGCAGCCCGGGCUCCGGCUCCCUCAACAGCUCCUCAGGGCAAACUGGGGACUAGGACCCGCCGCAGAGGAGGAGGCCAGGCCACCCAUGACCAGAUAUCCUGGGUUACUGCGUGAGGUGCUUCCUCAGCAGCAGUAUGAGCAGAGAGAGGCAACUGAGAUGCCUCCGCCCCAGUCCCGCCUGCUCCAGUAUCGUCAGGUCCAAUCUCGUAGUCCUGGAGAACUUCCCUCACCCUCCUCCAAUCACAACACAACCGGACCCUUCCCUGGUCCUGGCCCCGGCCCCGGCCCCGGCCCCGGCCCCGGCCCCGGCCCCGGCCCCGGCCCCGGCCCCGGUCCCGGUCCGUACCCCGACACCAGCCGAGAGCUGCCCAUAGGCGGGCAGCCCUUCCAGCAGCCCCAGGCCAACUAUCCAGUGCAGCCCGAGAAUGCGGGCUCCCUUCCGGUCAAGUACCUCCUGCCUGAGGCCCACUGGCCUCAUCCUGGCCUGCCCCAGAGCCACAUACUGGGUCAGGGUCUUCCCUUUGGCCUGCAGGCUGUGGCUCACAGACAGCAGCAGGGCCCACUCACACAGCUGCAGCACCAGCAGCAGAAACAGCAGCUGCAGCUGCAAGCCUCUCAGAGUUCCCUGCACAGUGUAGAAGAGUAUGAACCUAGAGGACCAGGCCGGCCUCUCUACCAGAGAAGGAUUUCCUCCAGUUCACCCCAGCCCUUUUCAGACAGCCCUCAGGACCAUCCCACCCCCACCCCCUCCUACAGAUACCCUGCCGCAGACCUGUGGCCCAGCAGCAGCAACCCCGCUUCCCUACACAACAUUCCAUGCAACGGAGCGGGUCACCCCGUCCCUCACAGGGACAUUUUAGUUUCUAAGGCAAUGAAUGCUGGCGAGGAACACCUGAAGGCCGAGUGCAUCCAGCAGCCUUCCCACCCCCCCAACACCACCUCUCUCCAGCAGCAUGGACAGUUCCCACCUCUAAUGCCCAGCAAGCAAACUCCACCAGACCCAGGAGGAGGGGGCAGCAGCCCAGGAGGCCCCCAGGGGUCCAGCCACACCAAGCCCCCUACCAUGUCGUACGCCAGCGCCCUCCGUGCCCCCCCCAAACCCCGGCCUGUGCCCGAGCAGGUCAAAAAGAACAGCGACCCCAUCUCUCUGUUACAGGAACUUAGCAUAGGCAGUUCAAACAGCAGCAAUGGGUAUUAUUCGUAUUUUAAAUAA
This is a messenger RNA of Chanos chanos (milkfish), 5783 nucleotides long. RefSeq names its product helicase with zinc finger (gene helz). NCBI's taxonomy places the organism in Eukaryota, Metazoa, Chordata, Actinopteri, Gonorynchiformes, Chanidae. Gene Ontology annotation, molecular function: protein binding; metal ion binding; helicase activity. The record is from RefSeq and is a predicted model, not a curated record. Gene Ontology annotation, cellular component: cytosol; P granule. The coding region runs from base 15 to 5783 and encodes 1922 amino acids. Gene Ontology annotation, biological process: regulatory ncRNA-mediated post-transcriptional gene silencing. The transcript has 30 exons.